CGCUUCUCGUCGUCGUCGUCCUCCUCGCGAGCGAACCGGAAGUCCAAGGGGAAGGAAGGCGGAGAGGAGAAACCCUCGAAGCGAAGAGUAGGGGUAGGGAUAUCGCGAGAGUGAGAGAGAGAGGAGGCUAGGAGGCGAGAUGAAGCUGUUCGUGAAGACCCUCAAGGGCACCAACUUCGAGAUCGAGGCGAGCCCCGAGGCGUCGGUGGCUGAGGUGAAGAAAAUCAUUGAGACUACUCAGGGGCAGAAUGUGUACCCUGCCGAUCAACAGAUGCUCAUACACCAAGGAAAAAUUCUCAAGGAUGACACAACUUUGGAAGGCAACAAAGUUGCAGAGAACAGCUUCCUUGUUAUAAUGCUGUCUAAGGCCAAGGCAUCAUCAAGUGGAGCUUCAACUGCUUCAAAGGCACCUGUGAGCCAGGCUCAACCUGCUACUCCAGUGGUCCCUGUUACCCCAGUUGCAAGAACUCCACCUCCACAAGCACCUGCUGCUGCACCUGAACCGACACCUCCAAGUACGCAGCCUGCAGUUGCUUCUCCCGCCCCAGCUACUGCUGUGACUGCAUCAAGUGAUGCUGAUGUCUACAGUCAGGCGGCAUCAAAUCUUGUUUCAGGUAGCAACCUAGAAGAGACAAUCCAACAAAUUCUUGACAUGGGUGGUGGCACCUGGGAACGUGACAUGGUUGUCCGUGCUUUACGUGCUGCAUAUAACAACCCUGAGAGAGCCAUUGACUAUCUGUAUUCUGGAAUUCCUGAGAAUGUAGAGCCCCCACCUGUGGCUCGCGCGCCUGCUGCUGGUCAACAGGCAAAUCCGCAGGUUCCUUCUCAGGCUCAGGCUCCAGCUCAGGCUCAGGCUCUGGCUGUACCUCCACCUGUGCAGCCAUCUGGUGGUACUACAGGACCUAAUGCAAAUCCUCUAAACCUUUUCCCCCAGGGUGUUCCAAGUGCUGGUGCAAAUCCUGGUGCUGGCGCUGGUGCCCUUGAUGCAUUGCGACAACUUCCACAGUUCCAAGCGCUGCUUGCAUUGGUCCAGGCCAAUCCCCAAAUCUUGCAGCCAAUGCUUCAAGAGCUUGGGAAGCAGAAUCCACAAAUCUUGCGGUUGAUUCAGGAAAAUCAGGCCGAAUUUCUCCGCUUGGUGAAUGAAUCACCGGACAGUGGUACUGGGGGAAACAUACUAGGUCAGCUAGCAGCUGCAAUGCCACAGGCGCUUACAGUUACACCAGAGGAACGGGAGGCCAUCCAGCGGCUGGAGGCAAUGGGGUUCAACCGUGAGCUCGUUUUGGAGGUCUUCUUUGCAUGCAACAAGGAUGAGGAGCUGGCUGCCAACUAUCUUUUGGAUCAUGGCCAUGAGUUUGAGGAUCAAGAAUAGGUGGGUAUUAGCUUUGUCUCAAUCGUGGCGGGGAGAAAAAAAAAUCGAGGCUGAAGCAGUGCAGCUCAGUACCCUUUCUUAUUUCUGACAGCUGAGAAAUACCUGGUCGUGUGUGCAAUGCCUCUGACUAUGUUUUAAUUUUCAGUGUCUUGGGAAUGGUUUUGAAGUACAUAUUAAUUUCAUAUUCACAUAUUAUACUGUA
Messenger RNA from Oryza brachyantha (malo sina), 1571 nucleotides. RefSeq names its product ubiquitin receptor RAD23d-like. Lineage: Eukaryota; Viridiplantae; Streptophyta; Magnoliopsida; Poales; Poaceae. Gene Ontology annotation, biological process: nucleotide-excision repair; proteasome-mediated ubiquitin-dependent protein catabolic process. The transcript is spliced from 12 exons. Gene Ontology annotation, molecular function: proteasome binding; polyubiquitin modification-dependent protein binding; ubiquitin binding. Bases 140 to 1369 code for a protein of 409 amino acids. The record is from RefSeq and is a predicted model, not a curated record. Gene Ontology annotation, cellular component: nucleoplasm; cytosol.